This is a messenger RNA of Colias croceus (clouded yellow), 3783 nucleotides long. Its product is annotated as post-GPI attachment to proteins factor 6. Gene Ontology annotation, cellular component: plasma membrane. The record is from RefSeq and is a predicted model, not a curated record. The transcript is spliced from 4 exons. Bases 134 to 2533 code for a protein of 799 amino acids. NCBI's taxonomy places the organism in Eukaryota, Metazoa, Arthropoda, Insecta, Lepidoptera, Pieridae.
AUUUAAAACAUUUGUGCAUCUUUAUAGAGCUUAAAUAGAGUAAUCUUUCAUAAUAUGUAAUUGAAAAAGAAAGAUUUACAAUUUAAACUAGUUCAAUGGUUAUUAUUCCCUGUAGUUAAGUUUGUGCUGUGAAAUGGAACUUUAUUUCUUGAUUUUGCUUUUAUGUUUUGUGACCGGCAAUAAUGAUAAACAAAAAGAAACUGAAGACGAAAUAAAGAGGAGGAGGAUAAUAGAGCAAUUGACCAAGACGCGAACUGUGAUUUUGGACGACUACCAGUUCGUUACAAGACAAAUCGCUACAGAUGUUUUUAUGUACCGCAGUUAUCGAACUGUUUCAGUGAUUUUCUUUCGAAUUAUGAGUGAUGUUUCUGUGGCGCGGUUUACGUUACAAUCUGAAGAGCUUCACUUAAAUAAUAUUGGGUCAUGCAGUCCACAGGAAGUAGUAAUCAACUUGAAACCUGGCUCAUAUCCUGCCGUUAAUCCAGAUGGCUAUGAUUUCCCGAAAAAUUUCAUAGAUCCAGAUGCAAGGGAAGAAAUGCAUACUAUAGAACUGUUGUCGGACGGCAAGAAUGCAAGCUAUAUAAUAAAUAAUCCAAAACCUGAUAUUUGGUAUGCUUUAGUGUAUAUAAAAUGGCAGGAUCCGAGUACUCAGAAAGUUGAGCAGGAAGGUCUCGUUGCCGAUUGUCAUACAAUACUAUACACAGAUCUACAAGUCAAGAAGGAAGAGAAUAUCAAAAUCAUUAACUGUUAUAAUCCCUUGACCAUAGACUACGAUCACAUACCAGCGCUAUAUAAAUGUAUGGCCACAGACGAUGCAGAUCCAAUAAGUUUAAAUAUAACGAUCACAAAUACUCACGUUAAUAACUCACAGAUAACAUUCCAAGUGCAGCCAUUGUCUCUACCUUCUAACGAUAAUUUUAUUUUAUACUGUGUUUUCGAUCCAAGACUGAACAACAUACAAACUAUCACAUACGAUUCUUCGCCCAGCUCCUGGCAUUAUAUUAAAGUCGAUUAUGCGAGCGGUAACACGUCGAGCAUAGCGAAUUGUGAAUCAUACUAUUCAAGAGAUUUUGAAGAACCAGUCAAUCAAACAAUUGUGGACCUUAUGCGCGACGAUAAAGGGAGGUUUUUCACAUACGACUUUGGAUUGCCAACCACAGAUCUCCAAGAUGCAACUAGUUUAGUAAAUAUCACAUCGCAAGAAAUAAAAUCAUUGAGAUUCAAAGUGAACGACUUUAUCGAUAUUGGAGGUAAUUUAGUAAUCGAAGCUAGUCUUUUGAUGAGUUUAAAGUAUUACGUAGGUUAUAAAAGAGAACGUGUGAAGGACACUCUUCUCGCAUUUACGGAAGAGAAUCAGUUUUUCAAGACAGUAAUUUGUAUGGAUAUCGGUCACCCGAGCGUGCCAUUGGAGUCUGGAGAGUGCAAAUUCAACGAUAAAGUGAAGCCUGCGUUAUUUGUGCUGAAUAGUACAGAUUCAGACUCGAUAUACGAGAAAGUUCUGAUCCCAUAUCCGGACAGUGGGACGUGGUACUUGACGUUCCGUUUGUUCUGCGACAAGGUGGUUUGUCCUUGUAGGACUUCGGAUAACGGGACGAAGUAUUAUGUGCCUACGUCUGAGAGUGUAGAAGUGGAGACUAGUACAUUCUCGAAUGUGACGAGGGAGGGGGAGUCGGACUGUAAUGCUACAGUGGUGCUCUCAAUAUCUUCGACUUCAUGUUUAAAUAACCGCUGCAGUAACCAUGGAACAUGCGGCUUGAACACGUAUGGUGGUCUCGUGAUGUCCUUCUGUUCGUGCUCGGCGGGUUAUGGAAGUUGGGACUGCUCAGAUGCGUCAAGAAUGGACAGCAGGGCGUACAUGCUCGUAUCUGUCCUAUUACUGACCCUUAGCAACUUACUCUUUAUUUUCUCUAUUUACGUUGCAAGCAUUCGAUAUUAUUACACUGAGGCAAUGAUGUACGCCUUUACCAUGUUCUUUUCGAGUUUCUACCACGCGUGCGACGCUCCAGCCCAAGUUGCUUAUUGCAUUACGAGGGGUAAUAUUCUGCAAUUUGGCGACUUCUAUUGUGGCCUGAUGUCCUUCUGGGUUACGCUCCUCGCAAUGAGCAUAAUUAGCGACAAAUUGAGAUCGUCUUUACAAUUGAUAGGAGCUAUCAUCGUAGCUUUAUUGACCACCUGGAACAUGCAUUCGUUUGUCUCUUUCUUACUCCCCGUUGCGGUGGGCGUGUUUGUAUUAUUCCUUUCGUGGUAUAUAGACUAUAAAAAAAUCAAGUGUAUGAGGUAUCCCAGGUCGUAUUACACCAAAUAUCUACCGUGUGGUGUUGUUUUAGUGACUAUAGGUCUGAUUUGUUACGCGUUUCUACAGACUGAACAAAAUUAUAAAAUAGUGCAUUCUCUAUGGCACGCGAUUAUAGCUGUCAGUGUCGUAUUCUUGUUGCCAGACGCGAAAAGAACUGAUAUCAAUCCUUUUGUACCGAUUCCCGGUUUUUGUUGGACGCCUUUUAAUAAUUUAUUUAAGAGAAGGCAGGAUCAAUAGCGUUUAGCGUGUAGUUUUAUACAUAAAUGACAUUAAGUAAAAUUAUUAUUAAAAAUAUUAUGUAUUGUUGUAGCGUAGCGUAAGUAGUAAGUGAUUUUAAGCGUAGCUGAAAGAUUUUAUACACUGGUAAUUUAGAACAGAAACUUCAUAUUUUCAUUUUUUUAUUGAUUGCAAAAACGGUUAAAUAUAAAUAGAGCGGUAUGAUUAGUUGUGGUGAAUGAAAAAUAGAGAAAAGCACGUUUUUUGUCGGUCUUCUACUAUAUAUUUAAAGAAGCUUUUGUUCUAUUUUUGCUAAACCUAGUCAAGAAAUGCAUUAUUUUUUUAUAACGAGUAAAUUCAAAAUUUCACUUGCACCUUUAGUAAUUCAUAAAUCAUCAGAUAUUUAAAGUAUGUACAAUAUCCAAAUGUACAAUUUAUUUAUAAGUUACUAGCAAACCGGGCGAACUCCGUUUCGCCACCAUUGAAGGCACAACCGUGGAGAUCGGUUGGUGCGUUCUGGAGUUAUAGCGUCAGAAAGGAAAACCCGACUUAUUUUUAUAUAGUAGACUAUAGGUUACAGUUCAAAUUUAUAAGAACAUUCAGAAGGGAAUAUAUUGCAAUAUUUAUUUAUUUAGCGUAGUGGAUAUAAUCCUUGCUUUUACAUGCAUUAUGCUAAGAAAUAUUUAAUUUAUUUGUGCUUUAUUAUACUGACAAAUAUACAAAAUACUUUCAUAUAUAGUACAGAUCUCUUAGGUCUGUUUAGGAUAUUUGGAGGUUCCAUAUUUGCAUUUAAAAAUGAACCUUGUUAACAUAAUUUAACAGAACUAACUUAUUCAGUUAUAUGAUUUGAAUUAUAGACCUAUUUAAAAAAGCUUGUCAGUAUCGACAGGUUUAGAAUUAUUUCCUGAUUGUGUUAUUUUUAACUAAACCAGUUAUUGCAUUUUAACCUUGACAUUAUUUAAAUCGUGCUUGUUUUGGUGUAGGUGCAUCAAUGUUACCUAUAACCUGUUGCUUCAAGGUCAACUCUAGGUUCAAAAUAUACGUUUCAAACUGACUUCAAAACUCUAUGAACUUGAUAUAUAAAAAGGCAUUAUGUAUUUUUUGAUUGAUGAGUUCUAGGAAUUGAGGAGUUACCUUUGGCAUUCCGACAUUUUUGUAGGAUUAGGGUUAUGAUAUUGUGUUAAUUUUGUAUUAUCUGUGUAUAAACACAGAAUACAUAAUAGUAGUACUAUUAUGUAUUUCUGCUACUAUUUUUACUAGCGUUUAGCUAC